UCAAUAUCCUCCUCCUCCUCCUCCUCCUCCAUCUCCUCCUCAAUCUCCUCCUCCUCCUCCUCCUCCUCCUCCUCCUCCAUCUCCUCCUCAAUCUCCUCCUCCUCAAUCUCCCCCUCCUCCAUUUCCUUCUCCAUCUCCUCCUCAUCCUCCAUCUCCUCCUCAAUCUCCUCCUCCUCCUCCUCCUCCAUCUCCUCCUCAAUCUCCUCCUCCAUCUCCUCCUCAAUCUCCUCCUCCUCCUCCAUCUCCUACCCCAUCUCCUCCUCCUCCAUCUCCUCCUCAAUCUCCUCCUCCUCCUCCAUCUCCUCCUCAAUCUCCUCCUCCUCCAUCUCCUCCUCCAUCUCCUCCUCAAUCUCCUCCUCCUCCUCCAUCUCCUCCUCGAUCUCCCCCUCCUCCAUCUCCUCCUCCUCCUCCAUCUCCUCCUCAAUCUCCUCCUCCUCCUCCAUCUCCUCCUCAAUCUCCUCCUCCUCCUCCUCCUCCAUCUCCUCCUCAAUCUCCUCCUCCUCCUCCAUCUCCUACCCCAUCUCCUCCUCCUCCAUCUCCUCCUCAAUCUCCUCCUCCUCCUCCUCCUCCAUCUCCUCCUCAAUCUCCUCCUCCUCCAUCUCCUCCUCCAUCUCCUCCUCGAUCUCCCCCUCCUCCAUCUCA
Alosa sapidissima (American shad) is the source of this 642-nucleotide messenger RNA. RefSeq lists its product as uncharacterized. Lineage: Eukaryota; Metazoa; Chordata; Actinopteri; Clupeiformes; Clupeidae. The record is from RefSeq and is a predicted model, not a curated record. The transcript has a single exon. The annotation marks the transcript as partial.